UUUUUUUUUUCUUUUUUUCUUCUUUAUUCUUUUACCUUGUAUAUAAAAUGCCAUUUGGACAGGUUGUAGUUGGACCACCAGGAUCUGGCAAGACAACUUAUUGUUGGGGUGCAUAUCAAUUCUUGACAGCUUCUGGAAGAAAAGUAGCAGUGGUCAAUCUUGAUCCUGCUAAUGAUCAUAUACCUUAUCCUUGUGCUAUAAAUAUUGCAGAUCUAAUUACUUUGGAAGAUACUAUGGAUGAUUUGAAACUAGGACCCAAUGGAGGCAUCAUGUUUUGUGUAGAAUAUUUGUUGAAAAAUAUAGACUGGUUAUUGGAGAAAUUAGAUGGAUUGAAGGAUCAUUAUAUCAUUUUCGAUUUUCCAGGUCAAGUCGAAUUAUUUACUCAUCAUCAUGCUGUCAAAGAUAUCUUGAAUAUUCUAGAAAAACACAAUUAUAGGUUGGUGGCUGUUCAUUUGGUAGAUGCUCAUUACUGUACUGAUCCUGCAAAAUACAUCUCUGUCUUAUUACUAUCUUUAAAAACAAUGAUUCAAUUGGAACUUCCUCAUGUGAACAUUCUAUCCAAGAUUGAUCUUAUUGAAUCCUAUGGAAAACUACGGUUUAAUCUACAAUAUUAUACAGACGUCAUGGAUUUAUCAUAUCUAUUAGAAUCACUGAAUGAAGACGCUUUUGGAUCCAAAUUCAAAAAGUUGAAUGCAGCAUUAUGUGAACUUGUAGAAGAUUUUGCUUUGGUUGGCUUUUAUACUUUAUGUGUAGAGGACAAAACAUCUAUGACCAAAAUUCAACAAGUGAUCGACAAAGCUGGUGGGUUUAUCUUUGGAGGAUUGACGGAAGGAAAUGAAUCUAUUAUGCUCACUGCCAUGCAAGCUGGCUUCCAUGAAGAUGUUACUGACGUUCAAGAACGAUGGAUUGAAAACAAGGACCAUGAUGAUGAUGACUGAUUAGGAUAGAAAUUAAAUUUAGUGUAGCAUGGAUAUUCAUAUAUAAGCAUAUUGUAAAUAAAGAUUAUAUUUAUACUGAUGAUGAUGAUG
This is a messenger RNA of Halteromyces radiatus, 1028 nucleotides long. Its product is annotated as GPN-loop GTPase. Bases 48 to 938 code for a protein of 296 amino acids. The record is from RefSeq and is a predicted model, not a curated record. The transcript has 6 exons. Gene Ontology annotation, molecular function: GTPase activity. Lineage: Eukaryota; Fungi; Mucoromycota; Mucoromycetes; Mucorales; Cunninghamellaceae. Gene Ontology annotation, cellular component: cytoplasm.